This is a messenger RNA of Hirundo rustica (Barn swallow), 4699 nucleotides long. It is a transcript of the gene ANAPC4, whose product is annotated as anaphase promoting complex subunit 4. The record is from RefSeq and is a predicted model, not a curated record. Gene Ontology annotation, cellular component: anaphase-promoting complex; nuclear periphery. NCBI's taxonomy places the organism in Eukaryota, Metazoa, Chordata, Aves, Passeriformes, Hirundinidae. Bases 78 to 2477 code for a protein of 799 amino acids. The transcript is spliced from 28 exons. Gene Ontology annotation, biological process: anaphase-promoting complex-dependent catabolic process; protein K11-linked ubiquitination; positive regulation of mitotic metaphase/anaphase transition. Gene Ontology annotation, molecular function: protein binding.
CGCCCCGCCCGUUGCCGCGGCGGGAAGCAGGAGCGGAGGCCUGGCGGGGGCGGAGGCCCGGUAGUGGCGCCGCAGCCAUGCCCGCUUUCAGGCAGGUGGGCGAGAAGCAGCUGCCGCAGGAGGUCGUGUUCAUGUCGUGGUCCCCCAAAAGGGACCUCAUCGCCCUGGCCAACCGAGCGGGGGAGGUUUUACUUCAUCGGCUUGCAAACUUUCAACGUGUGUGGAGUUUGCCUCCAAAUGAAAAUACAGGAAAAGAAGUGACUGCUCUUGCUUGGAGACCAGAUGGAAAAAUUUUGGCUUUUGGCCUUGCCGAUACCAAGCGGAUUAUUCUGUGUGAUGUAGAAAAACCUGAAAGCUUGCACUCCUUCUCUGUGGACUUAUCUAUUACAUACAUGCAUUGGAUGGAAGUAACUGAGGAAAACAGUGUUCUCACUUCCUUUUACAAUGCUGAAGAUGAGUCAAACCUCCUUUUGCCUAAAUUACCAGCACUACCAAAAAAUUACAGUACCACUGCAAAAAUUUUCAGUGAAGAAAAAUCAGAUGAGAUUAUGAAGCUUCUGGGUGAUGUCAGACUUAAUGCUCUUGUCCUUGGUGGCAGCUCAGGAUUUAUUGAGAUAUAUGCUUACGGAAUGUUCAAGAUUGCUACAGUAAAUGGGGUGGCAGGUUCUUGUCGUGGACUAUGUUUGUCCAGUGAUUUGAAAUCACUGUCCGUUAUUACUGAGAUACAAAGCUCUUCAGACAGCGAAGCAGAGAUAACUUAUUUUCAGUUGGACACUAGUCUGUUAUCAAGUUACUUACCUGAGGUAACUCGAAUGGCCCGGAAGUUUACUCACAUUUCAACUCUGUUACAGUAUAUAAAGCUGUCAUUGACAUGCAUGUGUGAAGCAUGGGAAGAAAUACUGAUGCAGAUGGAUUCACGACUAACAAAGUUUGUACAGGAAAAGAAUACAACCACUUCUGUUCAGGAUGAGUUUAUGCAGCUGUUGUUAUGGGGCAAAGCAAGUCUGGAACUUCAGGCAUUACUAAUGAACCAACUGACAGUAAAGGGUUUAAAAAAACUUGGUCAGUCCAUAGAGUCUUCCUAUUCCAGUAUACAAAAGUUGGUUAUAAGUCAUUUGCAGAGCGGCUCUGAGGCACUUUUAUACCACUUGAGUGAAUUGAAAGGAAUGGCUUUAUGGAAACAAAAAUAUGAGUCUCUGGGAUUAGAUGCAUCUGGAAUUGACGAGGCUAUUACUGCUGUUGGUUCUUUCAUCCUGAAGGCAAAUGAGCUGCUUCAAGUGAUCGACAGUAGUAUGAAAAACUUCAAGGCAUUUUUUCGAUGGCUCUAUGUUGCCAUGUUGAGGAUGUCAGAAGAUCAUGUACUUCCAGAGCUGAACAAGAUGACUCAAAAAGAUAUCACAUUUGUUGCUGAUUUUCUUACUGAGCACUUCAAUGAGGCACCAGAACUUUACAAUCGUAAAGGAAAAUACUUCAACGUGGAGAGAGUUGGCCAGUACUUGAAAGAUGAAGAUGAUGAUCUUGUGUCACCACCUAAUACAGAGGGGAACCAAUGGUUUAACUUUCUUAAAGACAGUACUCAUCUUAAAGAAAGCCCACUUCUGUUUCCCUACUAUCCUGAGAAAUCACUGCACUUUGUCAAAAGGCAAAUGGAAGGGAUCAUUGAUCACUGUUUACAAAAGCCAGCAGAUGUGAUUGGAAAGUCAGUGCAUCAAGCAGUCUGCAUGUCUCUCUACAAAAUUUGUCAAAGUGAAGAUUCCACACCUCAGUUAGUUAAAUUACCGUUUCUGUGGAAUGACAAGACAUCUAAUUUACAUUAUGUUCUCUUCACCAUGUUAGAAAAUUCUAUUUCUAAAAUACACAUUUUGAGGAGACAUACUGAUACUUCCAGGUCUGUCAGUAAUGGAAUUCUUGCAGUAGAGUUUGGAAACUUCUUGAACAACAGUAUAAAUGAGAGCUCAGAGUCCAGAUGCUACAGUUGUUUGGAUGCUCACUUCUAUGAUGAUGAAACUGUAACUGUAGUUCUGAAAGAGAGUGUGCAACAAGAGGGGAAGGAGAGAGUCUUGGCUCAGCUGCCUUUAUCUUCAGUGUAUUCGGAUGAGGACCAAGAUAGGAAAUUCAUUUGGGAUUCUAUGGAAAGGCUGGAUGAGCGAAGUGGUGAGAUACCCACACGUACUGUCUUCUUGGAGAAUCAGUGGAGAGUGCUGGAGAAUAUGAAAGCUCAGUACGUUUCUGUAAAUGGCAUUAGAAAAGUUUCUUGUGUGCUAAGUUCAAACCUCCGCCACGUCAGGGUGUUUGAGAUGGAUGUAGAGGAUGAUGGGGAAGUUGAGGAAGAAGAGGAAGAAGAAACAACUCAGAUUGCAGCUGGGGAAACUGAUGAGCCAAAUCAGCCUGCAGAUGGCCAGGACAAUGUGUGUGAUGCAUCUGCUGAAGAGCUACCUGAUGAAACUGAAGAACAUGAGACAAGUUUGGAUCCUUAAAAUAGGCUUUGGUAAUAAUAAAGGCACAGGACCGAACUGUAAAUACUGUUUUUAAUGGCACAAAGAAAUUGUGUUUUGAAGAAUGAACAGAAAAUAUUAAAAGCAGGUUCAAACUCAUCCUGGCUGCUAUAAUAAGCAGGGACGUUAUCAGUGCUGUCCCUGGGACUAGGAGUGACGUGGAGUGAUACAUUUGAAAGGUCAUCUAACUAGUUAGAAGUAGUUUUGCUUCAGGCUGCUGAGAUGAUGGCUCCCAUACCUCCUCAAGCAGCUGAAUCAAGUUGGAAUUCUGUAUUGUUUCUCGGCUAAGAUUGUGUUCUGGAGUACCUUUAUUGACUCUUUUUUGUCUGGCACAUGGUUUGGUACCAGCUAAAGCUUUGAGAGCUUUUCUAUUUGCCAUUUUUAAUAGGUGAGGAGAAAAAGAAGUACCAAAUGAAGGUUUUGUAGCUAGGUUCUUCAGUCCUGAAUACUGUUAUAAAGAUAAAAUAAAGUUGUAUAUAAAAACAACAAAACUUGGGGCCUAAUUAUUUGCUUCUCAGACUGUGUUCUAGUAUGUGUUCUAAUGGGUAUGAAAGUUUCCUGUAGAACCUAAACGUAAGAUUACAAAUCAAUGUAGGGCUAGUUACACAAAAAAAUUUAGCAACUGUUAACGAAAUGCAUGGUUUUAAAAGCUCUUUAGAUAACAUCUGUCCUUGGUAACACGGCAUUUCAAUCUAUGCAGUUCUUUAGUCCUCAGUGCAAUAUGUGUGUGUGUGAUUUGUCAAAUAUUUGCAUGUCUCAGCCUGCCUAGUUUCUGUGAAUUUGUUCCUGAAAGCCUGUCUUCUCAAUCUGUAAUUUUUUGUAAUGAAGAAUUACGACAGAGUAUACUUUUUAUUCUGAUUUAGCACUGGAGGUUGUACAUAGCCCUCAGCAUAAUCAUGUUACUUGCAAUUUAUAUAUUACUACAGGCAUGAUAUAGUGCUAAGCAGUAGAAGCUAGAAACAGUGUUUAGAAAUCUAAAAUGUUUUCUUCUUCCCUACUAGCUGUCAUUCUUAACUGACUUAAAACUCAGCUCUUUGAGUGAACAAUGCUGCUUAAUACAUGAUCUUCCUUCAGAACAGUGAGUGUACCUUGUAUUUGUGAAGAGGACCAAAUUUCCAUUCUGUGCUUUAAAAAGAGAUCUUUUUAAGUUGCUAUUUGACAUUGCAAAUUUGAAUUUGAAUACUAAAUUUGAAUAUUUGAUUUUUAAUUUGAAUACUAAACUUCUCCUCUUGUUUUGAAAUAUACCAUUUUUUAAGCGGAAUUCUGAAGGUUUUGAUCUCUUUGGGGGAGACCCUGAUUAAACAAGCUUUCAAUUUUGAAAGAGACUAGGUUUUUCCCUUUCCUAACAACCUCCUUGAGAGCUGCUUGCUCUUCAUCAUUCUUAUCCAGCAGAUGGUCGUGUCUCGAGGCACGGUGAAGCUGGCAGAAAUGCCCAGCCAGGGGUGCUGUGAUUUUCUGUGUAGGGCAGGUAACCCUUCUUAAGAAACUGCUGUUACAUCAGAGCCCACUCAGCUUAAACCUGACCUCGUGUUCUUCCAGGAAACUUUUGCUUCUGAUCUAACAGAGUUGUCACAUCAGGGGCUUAGAAGUAAUUGUUCUGCUGUGCUUUGUGCUGUGUGGUUUUAGUCCAUGGGCAUGUGGAAAUCUGAUCUGUCCUGCCCUGGUAAUUCCUAAAUUUGUGUUAGUAGCAGAUGUGUCACAGGGGUAUGUCUUUCAGACAUCUCCCUAAGGUUAUUCUGUGCACCUUUAUAGUCCAAUCUUGGAUAAAUUUGAGUGAGUGGGAGCUUUGUGUCUGGCUUGGAUGAAUCCAUGUGCACAUUGUACCUUUCACAGUGACACAGUACAGAUAAACCAGAGGUCAGUGCUUCUGAAUGCAUUGCUGAUUCCUUCUGACAAGAUUUGUUGCCAGAUUUCUGUAAUAAUAAAUAUGCAAUGUGCUUAUGCACCUCUUUUCAAAAGGGUGAUAAGAAGUAUUUGAUCUAGAAGUAUUUUAGGAUUUUGGUGGUGUCGAGGGAUUUUCUCACCAUUUUGAUCCCUUAUGCUAACUGAAGUCUCAGUCAACCUUUUUCUGUGGGGAGUUGUCAUAAUUUACUGAUGGUUUUGUAGACAAAAAGAUUUCUAUAUUCUCAGCAAGCAUGCACACAAUCCACUCUGUAAUACAAAUCUUUAGGUCUCUAAUAAACAUUUACUGCUGCCUCUUUUUU